Messenger RNA from Salvia hispanica, 1318 nucleotides. RefSeq names its product Excinuclease ABC, C subunit, N-terminal. Gene Ontology annotation, biological process: double-strand break repair via homologous recombination. Gene Ontology annotation, molecular function: crossover junction DNA endonuclease activity; 5'-flap endonuclease activity. Gene Ontology annotation, cellular component: Slx1-Slx4 complex. Lineage: Eukaryota; Viridiplantae; Streptophyta; Magnoliopsida; Lamiales; Lamiaceae. The record is from RefSeq and is a predicted model, not a curated record.
UUUACGAUAGAAAUGAGGGUAUCGAUCGGAUGAGUUGGACAGUAAGGCAUGGGGCGAAGAAGAAAGGCAAAAGAGCCCCAAAUCCCUGCGGCGGAUCAAAUCGGCAGAAAUGGUGAAGAAGAAGAAGAAGAUGAUGAUGAUGAUAAGGGAUCGGGCUUCUUCGCCUGCUACUUGCUCACUUCUCUCUGUCCCCGCUUCAAAGGCCAAACAUACAUCGGAUAUACUGUCAAUCCACGACGGAGAAUUCGUCAGCAUAACGGCGAAAUAGGGAGCGGCGCGUGCCGCACCAAGAGGAAGCGCCCCUGGGAAAUGGUGCUCUGCAUCUACGGCUUCCCUACUAAUAUCGCGGCUCUUCAGUUCGAGUGGGCGUGGCAACACCCGUUAGAAUCUCUAGCGAUCAGGAAGGCGGCUGCAGGUUUCAAAUCGAUAUCUGGACUUGCAAACAAGAUUAAACUGGCCUAUACAAUGCUAACCCUUCCUCCCUGGCAAAGUUUGGACCUCACGGUGAACCUAUUCUCAACAAAAUACCGACUGCAUACCUCCGGCUGUCCAGCCUUGCCCGAGCAGAUGAAGACCAAAGUCAGUUCCAUGGACGAGUUGCCAUGUUACAAUGAAAAUGUAUGUAUAAACGAUGAAUGGGAUGAUUUUGAAAGUGAGUGCAUUUUGCAUGAACUGAAAGAAAAAGAAUCAACUGGAGCAAUGAGGGAACAAGAAGUUCACAAUUCUCCUAGCUAUCAUGUUUCUGAAGAAAACUUUAACCAGCAGAUAAACCAUGCUAGUCCUGAAUCAACUGGAGCAAUGAGAGAACAACGACUUCACUAUUCUCCUAGAUAUCAUGUUUCUGAAGAAAACUUCAACCAUCAGGUAAAUCAUGCUAGUCCUGAAUCAAGUGGAUGUCAGGCAAGAACAUGGGUGGGAUCUCAAUCCAAUUCGUCCCCUGCCAGAAAAUUGUGUUCACCUUCUAGCUCCUUGUUUGCUGAAGAGAAACAGAGUCCAGGGUUAGGCAAGCCAACUACAGUAUCAGAUGAGCCACAAACUGACGGAUAUCGAGUGUUGAUCAGUACUGACAUCAGUGGCCACGACGUGGAGGUCAUUGAUCUUUUCACGCCUUCACCUUGUUAUAUGGAAAAGUCAGGCAGCAAGAAGAGGAGAAGGCGGCCGAAUCUGGGCCCUGAGGUGAUUGACUUGACUAAUUCUCCCAUCUUUGUAUAAUUAGUGAUGAUGUAAAUCCAUAAACAUAAUGUAUUAUUCAUUAAGGUUGUAUUUCAAUAAGCAUGAUUUGUUGUUGAAAACUUGAAAUGGUAUCACAGUUCGUAUA